Messenger RNA from Tinamus guttatus (white-throated tinamou), 5235 nucleotides. RefSeq names its product ATP binding cassette subfamily A member 3 (gene ABCA3). Gene Ontology annotation, molecular function: ATP binding; lipid carrier activity; ABC-type transporter activity. The record is from RefSeq and is a predicted model, not a curated record. NCBI's taxonomy places the organism in Eukaryota, Metazoa, Chordata, Aves, Tinamiformes, Tinamidae. Gene Ontology annotation, biological process: transmembrane transport; lipid transport. Gene Ontology annotation, cellular component: membrane; intracellular membrane-bounded organelle.
CCGGCCCGAGUCCUGCAGAGUGGUGGUGCUCCCCUGCUGAUGGAAGAAUGGUCGUGCUCAGGCAGUUUGGGCUGCUUCUCUGGAAGAAUUAUAUUCUGCAGAAACGGCAGAUUUUGGUAACAGUCAUAGAGAUCUGCCUGCCGCUGCUGUUUGCUGCCAUCCUGAUCGCGCUUCGUCACCGCGUGCAUUCCGUCAGCCACCCCAAUGCCACCAUCUACCCGCCGCAGUCGGUGGAUGACCUGCCAGCCUUCUUCUACCACCGGCACGCGAGCAACCCCUGGGAGCUGGCGUACGUCCCCUCGGACAGCAGCGCCGUGAGGAGCAUUGCCGAGGCGGUGGAGAAGGCUCUACCCAUCAGCAUUAAAGCUCAAGGCUUCUCCUCGGAGAGGGAAUUUGAGGAAUACGUGAAGUUGGACAACCGCUCUGGCAACGUGCUGGCUGCUGUUGUGUUCAAGCACUCCUUCAAUCACAGCAAGGCCCCCUUGCCCCUGCAGGUUGACUAUGAGCUGCGCUUCAAGUACAGCCCGAGGAAUGCGCCCCGGAGCGAGCAGACGGGCCUGAACCCCAACCUGGACCGGGACUGGCACACCAGCUACCUCUUCCCUCUCUUCCAGUUGCCUGGCCCCAGGGAGGCCAAGUUUGCAGAUGGUGGAACACCAGGAUAUAUCCGGGAAGGCUUCCUGGCAGUGCAACAUGCCGUGGACAGAGCCAUCAUACAGUAUCACACCAAUGCCAGCCUGCUGGAGAACAUCACCGUGGUGGUGCAGCGCUUCCCCUACCCAUCAUACGUCAAUGACCUCUUCCUUCUUGCCAUCCAGAACCAGCUGCCCCUGCUGCUCAUGCUCAGCUUCACCUAUACCUCACUCAACAUCGUCCGUGCCGUCGUGCAUGAGAAAGAGAAGAAGCUGAAGGAGUACAUGCACAUGAUGGGCCUCAGCAACUGGCUGCACUGGAGCGCCUGGUUCCUCAUGUUCUUCCUUUUCCUCCUGGUGUCCGUGUUUUUUGUCACAGUGCUCUUCUGUGUGAAGGUGAGCGAGCAGGGAGCAGUGCUCACCAACAGCGACCCCACGCUGGUGUUCACGUUCCUCGCCGUCUUCUCCAUCUCCUCUAUCUCCUUCAACUUCAUGGUGAGCACCUUCUUCUCUAGAGCAAAUGUUGCGGCUGCUGCUGGUGGGUUCCUGUACUUUUUCUCCUACAUCCCCUACUUCUUCAUCUCGCCUCGCUACGACCUGAUGUCCCACAGCCAGAAGCUGGCAUCCUGCCUCAUCUCCAACGUGGCCAUGGCCAUGGGGGCCCAGCUCAUUGGCAUGUUUGAAGGAAAAGGGACUGGCAUUCAGUGGAGGGACCUCAUGAAGCCGGUCAGCGUGGACGACAACUUUACCUUGGCCCAAGUGCUCGGGAUGCUGCUGCUGGACUCAGCUCUCUACGGCUUGGUGGCCUGGUACGUGGAGGCCGUGUUCCCCGGCGAGUACGGUGUGCCGCAGCCCUGGUUCUUCCUCUUCACGCCCUCAUACUGGUGUGGGCGCCCUCGGACUGUUGUGGGAAAGGAGAAGGAGGAAGAGGAAGACCCCGAGAAGGCCCUGAAGAGCCAGUACAUUGAGGAAGAGCCUGCCGACCUGGUGUCAGGAAUCAAAAUAAAGCAUCUUUCCAAGGUCUUCAAAGUGGGGAACAAGACCAAAGAGGCAGUCAAGGACUUAACCGUGAACAUGUACGAAGGGCAGAUCACCGUCCUGUUGGGACACAAUGGUGCUGGGAAGACCACUACGCUGUCUAUGCUCACAGGCCUGUACUCCCCAACAAGUGGGCAAGCUUACAUCAACGGCUACGAGAUCUCCCAGGACAUGGUUCUGAUCCGACAGAGCCUGGGCUUGUGCCCCCAGCACGACGUGCUCUUCGACAACAUGACAGUGGAAGAACAUCUCUACUUCUAUUCAGGGCUGAAGGGCUACCCAUCUUCCAAGUGCCCGGAGGAGAUCAACCACAUACUGAGGAUCCUGAACCUGGAGGACAAGCGCCGCUGCCUGACGAAGGCUCUCUCUGGCGGCAUGAAGCGCAAGCUCUCCAUUGGCAUUGCACUCAUCGGGGACUCCAAGGUGGUGAUGCUGGAUGAGCCAACGUCAGGGAUGGACCCAGCUUCCCGCAGGGCCACAUGGGACCUCCUGCAGCAGCAGAGGAGCAACCGGACCAUCCUGCUGACCACCCACUUCAUGGACGAGGCUGACCUGUUGGGGGACCGCAUAGUCAUCAUGGCCAAGGGCGAGCUGCAGUGCUGUGGCUCCUCUCUCUUCCUCAAGCGUAAAUAUGGGGCAGGAUAUCACAUGGUGAUGGUGAAAGAGCCGUAUUGUAGCCUGGGGGAGAUCUCCCGCCUCAUCUGUCAGUACGUGCCCAACGCCACCAUGGAGAGCAAUGCCGGGGCAGAGCUGUCCUUCAUCCUGCCCAAAGAGAGCACACACAGGUUUGAGGCACUCUUCACAGAGCUGGAGCAGAAGCAGGAAGAGUUGGGCAUUGCCAGCUAUGGUGCCUCUGUCACCACCAUGGAGGAGGUUUUUCUGAGGGUUGGGAAGCUGGUGGAUUCCAGCAUGGAUAUCCAGGCUAUCCAGCUCCCUGCUCUCCAGUACCAGCAUGAGAGACGCUCCAAUGACUGGGCCAUGGAUGACUCCAGCAGCCUGAGUGGAAUGACAGAUAUGACGGACGACAGUGGGGCUCUCAUUACAGAGGACUGCUCCAGCAUCAAACUCAACACAGGGUUCUACCUGUGCUGCCAGCAGUUCUACGCCAUGUUCAUGAAGAGAGCCAUGUACAGCUGGCGCAACUGGAAGAUGGUGGCAGCCCAGUUCCUUGUGCCUCUGGUUUUCACUGCCUUUGCCCUCAUUGUUGCCAAGACCUUCCCAGGACCCAGGGACUCCUCCCUGCUGAGGCUGAUGCUGGAGCCCUACGGCCAGACUAUUGUGCCUUUCUCUGUCUCAGCUACCUCGGGGCUGUCGCAGAGGUUAGCCGAGCAGUAUGUCGAGCUGCUGGAUUCCCAGCACCAGUCGCCGCUGGAGGUGCUAGGCGGCCUGGAGCAGUACCUCAUCUCGCGAGCGUCCGAGGAAGGGGGAGCCUUCAACGAGCACUACAUCGCCGCUGCCUCUUUCGAGGCCUUUGGAAACCACACGGUGGUCACCGCGCUGUUCAACAACCAGGCGUACCACUCCCCUGCCACCGCGCUCAUGCUGGCCGACAACGCCGUCUUCCGCGUGCUGGCGGGCCCCAAUGCGUCCAUCACGGUCACCAACUACCCGCAGCCCCGCAACAUCACCGAGAAGGCCAAGGACCAGCUCAUGGAAGGCCAGACGGGGUUCGCCAUCGCCAUCAACCUGCUCUAUGGCAUGGCUUCGCUCGCCAGCACCUUCGCGCUCCUCCUGGUCAGCGAGCGGGCCAUCAAAGCCAAGCACGUCCAGUUCGUCAGUGGGGUCUACGUGGUCAACUUCUGGCUCUCUGCCCUGCUCUGGGACAUCAUCAACUUCCUCAUCCCUUGUGCUCUCAUGCUGGUGAUCUUCCAGGCCUUUGAUGUGCAAGCCUUCACUCAAGACAGCCACCUCGUGGACGUGAUGCUGAUCUUCCUCCUUUAUGGCUGGGCGAUUAUCCCCCUUAUGUACCUCCUCAGCUUCUUCUUCUCGGUAGCGGCCACCGCCUACACGCGUCUCACCAUCUUCAACAUCCUCUCGGGCACGGCCACUUUCCUAGCAGUCACCAUCAUGAGCAUUCCAGAACUGGGCUUGGUGGAUCUCUCCAGAACCCUGGAUAAAGUCUUUCUCAUCUUACCCAAUUACUGCUUGGGCCAGUGCAUCAGCGACUUCUACCAGAACUAUGAGUUCAUUCAGUUUUGCACAUCCUCUGUCGAAGCGAUCUUCAUCUGCAAGGCGUUCAAUAUCAGUUAUCAGAUGAACUACUUUUCCUGGGAGACACCUGGGAUUGGACGAUACCUGACAUCCUUGACCAUCCAGGGUUUCUCUUUCCUCUUCCUCCUUUUCCUCAUUGAGACAAGCCUUCUCUGGCGAUUAAAAACUUUGAUCUGUGGCAUCUGCAGGCGGAGAAAAUGGGUGGCGCUCCUGAACAGGGUGCCUGUGCUGCCAGAAGACCGCGAUGUAGCUGAUGAGAGGAAGAAGGUUUUGGAGUCACCACCAGAGCUGCUGUCAUCACUGAGCAGCCCCUUGGUCAUCAAAGAGCUCACUAAGGUCUAUGACAGUCGGGAGUCCCUGCUGGCAGUGGACAGGAUCUCCUUGGCAGUCGGCAAAGGUGAAUGUUUUGGCCUCCUUGGCUUCAACGGAGCAGGCAAAACCACCACCUUCAAGAUGCUGACUGGCGACGAGAGCAUCACGUCAGGUGACGCUUUUGUGGACGGCCACAGCAUUCUGGCCAACAUCAAAAAGGUGCAGCAGCGCAUUGGCUACUGCCCGCAGUUCGAUGCCCUCCUGGAGCACAUGACGGGCCGCGAGACCCUGGGCAUGUACGCGCGGCUGCGGGGCAUCCCGGAGCGCUACAUCGGCAGCUGCGUAGAGAACAUGCUGAGGGGGCUGCUCUUGGAGCCCCACGCCGACAAGCUAGUGAGGACCUACAGUGGUGGUAACAAGCGGAAGCUGAGUGCUGGCAUCGCUCUCAUCGGGGGCCCCCCCGUGAUCUUCCUGGAUGAGCCCUCGACUGGCAUGGACCCCGUGGCCCGGCGUUUGCUCUGGGAUGCUGUGACGCGGACACGGGAGUGUGGCAAAUCCAUCAUUUUCACUUCCCACAGCAUGGAAGAAUGCGAGGCCUUGUGCACCCGCCUGGCCAUCAUGGUGAACGGGCAGUUCAAAUGCUUGGGCAGCCCCCAGCACUUGAAAAGCAAGUUCGGCAGCGGCUACACGCUGCUGGCCAAGACGCGGAGCGAUGAGGAGGGCGAGCUGCUGGCCUUCAAGGCCUUUGUGGAGAAGACUUUCCCAGGUAGUGUUCUGAAACAUGAACACCAGGGCAUGGUGCAUUAUCACCUGACCAACAAGAACCUGAGCUGGGCACAGGUCUUUGGGGCCUUGGAGAAAGCCAAAGAGAAGUAUCACUUAGAAGACUAUUCGGUUAGCCAGAUAUCCCUGGAGCAAGUCUUCAUGAGUUUCACUCGCUUCCAGCACUACACAGAGGACCGAGGGAAAUGAACCCACUGGUGCCCUUCUUCAUGAACUGGCCCUGCUGCCUAUACAUACUAUAUAGAGAGACUUUAAUUUA